AUGGGCGCGACAACAUACGUGCCAAUCGAGCCUCGAAAGCUCCGAUACACGGGAGAUGCCAUGACUGCCUUCAAGGUUGUUAGAGGCACUGAGAAGAAGAUUCACAACUGUCCUCAUUGUACAAUCAGCGGCUCCCAUUUCUGUAAUCUCUGGGAUAACAUGGAGGGCAAGAGAGUUUGGGUUGUGAAAGAAAAAGCCAACAAGCCUCCUGUAGACGUGGCUGCCGGGCAGCACACCGGCGGUCGAUAUGCAUUGACAUCAGCCUUAUCACCUCGUAUCCGUAUUGUUAUGCAAAAACAUCGACCCAAUGAAAGUGUAUUGGAUGCUGUCACGACAUUUUCUACAGAUUUUCAUGCCGCCGUCAACGAGGAACGAAAGCAGAGUUCGGGUCUACACGACAUUGAUCUGAUCGAGGACACAUAUCAGAUUGCACUGGAAGUCGGCGCUGAAAUUCUCAUGGCCGCAGACACCACCGAAACCCCAAUCGAUAUACAACCAGAAUUCCAUUCAUCGCGUGCUGGUUCCGACGACCAUCUUUCUUCCUGGGGUCGUUUACUUACUGCUUUAGAAUGCGAUCCUCCAAUUAUCGCACUCUUGUCUAUUUAUUUGAUGUUUUGCCAGUCAUUCACAUUCGAACCUAAUCCAACCCAGGCAGACUACGUGUAUGCCGCUUUGACUGCAGUUGAUUGGGUAAAGGGAAACAAUGAGUAUAGCAAACGUGUCGAGAAGUUCAUAAAGCUGGCUCACGCCGCUGUGCCCAGUUUAGACGAUGUCAAGAGUGGACAAGACCGCUCUUUCUGGCGCAUUUCGCAUCAAUAUCUUAUAGCCAUCAACGAAUUUGAGAACUCCCGCCCCUUUAAAGCGCCUCGAAAAGCGCACAUCGACCACAAUGUCAAGCCCGAGCUUGUUAUUGCAAUGCGUGCUCUAGAUACCAUCGGUUCGGCAUAUAUGCGUUGUGAUGGAGCUGCUUGGUUGGACGACGCCGGCAUGGAUGCCCUUAUUGGAUCGGCCCUGCCAAACGACGCCAUGGAUUUGCAUACUGACAUUCUCACUGGAGAAACUAGGAAUACGAUACGUUUGAUUUACCCGGACGGUCUCACAAUGGAUCAGGCAAUGAAGACCAUGUCCACCUACUUCUCGGGUCAGCUGUGUGAGCUCUUCCGUGACCAUGAGCGAGCGCGUUUUGGUCGUCGCGAAGAUGGGAGAAUUGCGGCGUCGUCUGCCCCGUACAGUCUCUGUCGUGCCCGUCACCGUCGCGUCUUUGAAAUUAUGGAACUUUAUAUCAACAAGUACGGUGACCAAUUCUGGGAAUGGACCUGGGAGAUCCUGCGCAUGGCAAAGGAGCAAGUUACCGAAGCAGGGCUCAAGGAACCUCUUUUCUGCGCGCUUCUCCGAUCUGCGCGGCAGGACGAUCUGCCUGAGUCCCCCAUCUCAAAAUUCUUUGACGCUUACUACGAAAUGAUUGAAGACGGAUCAGCGCAGAUGCAGAAAACUACGCCUCUCGGCGUCAGUAAGGAUCUUGCAGAAGUUACCCGCAAGAUUCAUACUUUGUGGCACGGCGAGCUGUUGAGAGACAUGAAAGAGCCGGGUUGGGGACGCCGUUUUGAUGCUGAAUCUGAUCGACUCUUUGGCGAGGCUGCUACGAUUCUAGAAAAGAAUGGGAAUGUUGACGGUAUGUACAAAUUUGCGAUUGCUUAUGGACGUUUGAGCAAUGGUCUGCCUUAUCUUGCUUAUCAUACUAUUGAUGCUAUUAUUUUGGCUGACGGCAUUCUUUAA
Messenger RNA from Talaromyces marneffei, 1776 nucleotides. RefSeq lists its product as uncharacterized. The record is from RefSeq and is a predicted model, not a curated record. Bases 1 to 1776 code for a protein of 591 amino acids. Lineage: Eukaryota; Fungi; Ascomycota; Eurotiomycetes; Eurotiales; Trichocomaceae. The transcript has a single exon.